This is a messenger RNA of Corythoichthys intestinalis (scribbled pipefish), 4220 nucleotides long. RefSeq names its product zinc finger protein 227-like. The record is from RefSeq and is a predicted model, not a curated record. NCBI's taxonomy places the organism in Eukaryota, Metazoa, Chordata, Actinopteri, Syngnathiformes, Syngnathidae. The coding region runs from base 16 to 1446 and encodes 476 amino acids. The transcript has 3 exons.
AAGAGAGAUACACUAAUGGAGUCUAUAGGAGAGAAGAUGUCCGCGCGAACCAACUUCACCAACAAAGUAAUGGUGGUUCUUCACAGAUUAGAAGAUGUCAGCCAUCCUCAUCGUCCCGAGCAGCAGGAGUCUGCAUGCAUCAAGGAAGAGGAGGAGGAAGAGUUCAUACAUAUUAAAGGUUUCAGAAAACAUCUUGGUGCUGAGCCAGAAUCAUCUGACAUUAAAGAGGACAUUGAGCUCCCCCAAAUCAAAGAGGAGGAGCCAGAGCCCUGUCAACAGAAGCGACUUCCAAUUAAAAAGGAGGAGGAAGAGCGGUCAUACAUUAAAGAGGAGGAAGGUAUCACCUGGUGGACUGGUGAGCCCUUGAAGAACGAAGAGGCCAGCAGAGGGGCGGAGCCUCCAAGCAGCAGCAGCUCUACAAAAGGAUUGAAAGAAGACAUUUUCAUCGCUCUUUCAGACAGAAAUGAUGCCACGUCACACUCACCUUACAAUGAUGACUGUCAUAAGAAAUUUCACAGUGGUGAAAAACCUUUUUCCUGCUCAGUUUGUGGUCAAGGAUUCCGUUGCAAGGCCAACUUAAAAGUACACACAAGAACCCACACUGGAGAAAAACCUUUUUCCUGCUCAGUUUGUGGUCGAGGAUGCACUUACAAGUACACUUUAAAAAUACAUGAAAGAACCCACACUGGAGAAAAACCUUUUUCCUGCUCAGUUUGUGGGCAAGGAUUCACUCAAAAGCAUAACUUGAAAGUACACCAAGUAAUCCACACUGGAGAAAAACCUUUUUCCUGCUCGGUUUGUGGUCAAGGAUUCCGUUGCAAAGCCGACUUAAAAGUACACACAAGAAACCAUACCGGAGAAAAACCUUUCUCCUGCUCAGUUUGUGGUCAAGGCUUCACUCACAAGUACACCUUAAAAAUACACGAAAGAACCCACACCGGAGAAAAACCUUUUUUAUGCUCAGUUUGUGGUCAAGGAUUCAGUUGCAAGACCAGCUUAAAAGUACACACAAGAACCCACACUGGAGAAAAACCUUUUUCCUGCUCAGUUUGUGGUCAAGGAUUCAGAUGCAAGACUAGCUUAAAAGUACACACUAGAAUUCACACCGGAGAAAACCCUUUUCCUUGCUCAGUUUGUGGUCAAGGAUUCAGAUUCAAGACCAACUUAAAGGUACACGAACGAACCCACACCGGAGAAAAACCUUUUUUCUGCUCAGUUUGUUGUGAAAGAUUCACUGUCAAGGGAAACUUAAAAAGACACGAAAGAACCCACACUGGAGAAAAACCUUUUUCCUGCUCAAUUUGUUGUAAAGGAUUCACUGUCAAGGAAAAUUUAAAAAGACAUGAAAGAACCCACACCGGAGAAAAACCUUUUUCCUGCUCAGUUUGUUGUAAAAGAUUCACUGCCAAGGAAAAAUUAAAAAGACACGAAAGAACCCACACCUGAGAAAAACCUGCUCAAUAUGUGGUCAAGGAUUCACUCUGAAGGAUCGGAUGAAGAGACACGUGUGUGUUUGUGCAAGAAGCAGUGGCCAAUGAUUGUUUUGCCUGUCAUUCAUGCUAGCUUCGUCGGAUUUUGCACGCAGGACGAGUGUAUCCUGUAAGAGCUCCCUCAAAACCGUUAUCCAAUCUUAUGAUGUGAAUCCACACUAUUGCAUUGAAUAAUGUAAUUAAACAAACAUGGAACAUUAUUAUACAUUGUUCAAUAUUGCAAAAAAAUACUGGCUCACAAAAUAGUUUUUUUGUGGAGGGAUUUAUGUAUACUGUAUAUAAUUCUUAAAAAUAGUAUUACUAAUCGUGAUUGACAGUGACAUAUCAUGACGGAAUAUUCGGGCCAGAUAAAGAAAAAUUUCCAAACCCGGACGUUUGAAGUAACUUCCUGAAGGGAACAGAAGACACGGCAGACUUUAUCCACAGCGAGCAUAGCAGCAGCAGCAGCGAUAUCGGUGCUAUUUCCACCGAAAGUAGCCAUUCAGGAUCGCUCUUUCGUGACUCAUACGAUGGCAUAUUAGGUUAUGGGACAGCUCCCACGUAUCUAAAUAUGGUAAAGCUUGCCCAGAUCUAGCUAAAUAAAUCUGUUAUUAUUAGUGCUGUCAAAUUUAUCGCGUUAAAAUAUUUGGCGGAAUGACCCGCUCAUGCAUUGCCUCAAACAGAUUAUAAUGAUGCCGUUUUUUGCACAUUGAGAGCGAAGAGGCAGAGAUCGGCGAGUGGACACAGGCGUUCAUUGGACCGUGCCGUUUAUUGGCAUAAGCUUCGGCAACGCCUUCACAACAAACACAAGAAUUAUUCAGUGAAAGCACAACAAAAAUAAUGUUCCUAUCUCUCAAAAAAAAUAUUGACAAAAAGAAAAGCGCUUCAAUCUGUAUUAUUGAGGCCCUAUUCUCACACGGUUAAACAACAAUGCAAAGAAAACUGGCAUUCCCAAUCAAAAUAGCUAUGCAAAAUACACAUAAAACUUACUCAGACUUUGGUCAAACUAUUUAAACAUUUCGUUUAACUCAACAAAUACACUGGAUGGCAAUAUUUAGUCACAAUAUACAAACUAUCAGCGGUCUCGUACGUUGUGAAGCCAGCACUCAAAUGACCGUGAAGUACAAAGGAAUGGAUGGACCCAGUAAAGAGGGAACUACGCUGUCAGUCGAGGAACAACACACACUCAUUGGCUUGAUUUCUAAGUGAUUUAAAACUUGCCAUUGACACCUUGUGGUAUAUUUCAGUCACUACCUUACAUAGUCAAAGACACUGUGGAAGAACGGCAGGGAGCCCAUGUGACGCCACUACUUGGCGACGUCAACAAUGGCGAGCAAAUAGUUUAUUUUUUGAUUGAAAAUUUUACAAAUUUUAUUUAAACGAAAACAUUAAGAGGGGUUUUAAUAUAAAAUUACUAUAACUUGUACUAACAAUUAUCUUUUAAGAACUAUAAGUCUUUCUAUCCGUGGAUCCUUUUAACAGAAAGAAUGUUAAUCAUGUUAAUGCCAUCUUGUGGAUUUAUCGUUAUAAUAAACAAAUACAGUAAUUAUGUACAGUAUGCUGAAUGUAUAUAUCCGUCUUGUGUCUUAUCUUUCCAUUCCAACAAUAAUUUACAGGAAAAAUGACAUUUUAGAGAUGGUUUGAAUUGCAAUUAAUUAUGAUUAAUUAAUUUUUAUGCUGUGAUUAACUUGAUUAAAAAAUUUUAAUCAUUUGACAACUCUAGUUAUUAUAAAACCAUAAAUUGUAAGCAACAUUGUCAUAUUUUGAUGACUGUUUAAUUUAUUCUUUUGGUAUGUAAGAUAUUAUAAUUAUAUUACAUUCUGAAACAAUACUUAAUAGCCCACAAUAAUAAUGAUUAUGACAAUGAUUACAGAUUUAUGUUGACCAAAAUCUGGAUAAAACUGAAUUUACAGCAUCAGCUUUCACUGUCAAAUUGUGACAACACAGAAAGCUAAGCUAUACCAAGCAAACAAUGGCACACAUCAAAGAACAUAAAUUUAGUAACCUGGCACACAGUUUGGAUAGCAACAGAUGAGCGUAACUUUGAAAAAUGAUCAUCGCUAAUGGCUGAGAGGCAGUUUAGAGUGGAAAAAAUAUAUUUACUCCUUUUUCUGUAGCACUGAGUGUCUUUGCACAAAGUUAAUCAUAAUUAUCAAAAUACAAAGGUAACUAGUGUUGGUGUUGGCUCUCGACCUCGUACUCACAACGCUGUGCAUUCGUUUUCUGUUCUGGAGGCUUUAAUAAAAAGUUGAGACAAACACUUUUAAGUUUUAGGGUGGAGUCAAAAAAUAAAAGCUUUGAUGAAUGCGGCACACACAUUUCAGAAUCUGACUCCAGUAUAUACCUCACAUUUUACAAUCUAGUAGGUUACUUUAGUCAUUCAAACCAUAACUCAACAAGGAAGAGUUCUGGGGGUUGUCUGUGACUUCCCCUUAUUUGAUUAUCAAAGACAUGAGUAGACUAAGGGGGGGAUCGUGUUACACCUCUGUGGUCUUCAAAGAUAACUGUGCUUACUUUUAUGACACCAAAUGGUACAUGUUACAACUAACCAGAAUGUGAAUGCAUGAUUGCUUUGACUAAGAAUAAAAGGCUACAUAAUCCAUUCAUUCAUUCAUUUUCCAAGCUGCUUUCCUCACGAGGGUCGCGGAGGUGCUGGAGCCUAUCCCAGCUAAAUACGGUCAGGAGGCAGAGUACACCCUGAAUUGGUUGACAGCCAAUCGCAGGGCAAUAAUUCAUACAAGUAAACAUAGA